GCGAGGAGUGUGGCUGAGCUGUGCUGCGGGCUGUCCAAAGCGCUAUUUUUACCCUGGGCGCCUGAUAAUUUUGGCAGGGGAGCCACGGGCCCGCAGAGGACCAGUCUGGGUUGUGGUGAGCGCCGAAUGGGCGGGCUUGAGGUUGUGUGUGUCGGGGCGGGCGUGUAGGCGUGAGGAGUGUACUCAAUAGUGGUGACCACCUCGGGUAGUGGUGAUUCCGGGCCAGUGGUCAGUUGGGGCAGUGUUGGGGUCAUACUUGGUGCCCCGGCGGCAGUGUGUUUGGCCUCGUGGGCGUGUUAUAUUAAGGUCGCAAGUGAGGGUGGCGCCGGCCAGCCCUGCUGUGUGGUGACGACUCAGGAGUGGUGAGAUCUGCGGUGCCUCGGCCCGGACGCUGCCCAUGAUUCCGGUCACAAUAUAAUGAGGGAGUGGGCAUCACCACCGCCCGCACAUUCGCAGGACCCUGGACCUAGGUGGCGAUGUGGGCGGGCGAACGUGGGCGUACAGUGCAACGAUGGUGAGCUGGCGGCCCGCCCGUGAGGAGGGCUAGGCACCCACUCACCCCCGCCCACCGAGGCUUAUAUCUGAUUCUUCGUGAAAGGCUCCGCAAAACGCCAAGAUGGUGGUAUCCGAAGGGGCAAUCAACAACAUUAUGGGCGGGAUGGAGAACACGGCCGGGGUGCGCCUCCAUUCCCACCGCCACAAACUCAAACAGCGGUUCGACAUAAUUCGCAAACUGGGCCAGGGCACUUACGGCAAAGUGCAGCUCGCGGUCAACAAGGAGACAGGGCAGGAGGUUGCCAUCAAGACCAUCAAGAAAGCCAAGAUCGAGACCGAACAGGACCUCAUACGAAUCCGGAGGGAGAUCCAGAUUAUGUCAUCCGUACAGCAUCCACAGAUCAUCCAUAUAUACGAAGUGUUUGAAAACCGCGAGAAGAUGGUGCUGGUGAUGGAAUACGCAGCGGGAGGAGAACUUUACGACUACCUGAGCGAGCGGAAGGUCCUGUCGGAGGAUGAGGCGCGGAGGGUGUUCCGCCACGUCGCUUCGGCCACGUACUAUUGCCAUAAGCAUAAAAUUUGUCAUCGUGAUCUCAAGUUAGAAAAUAUUCUUCUCGAUCUUGAAGGGAAUGCGAAGAUUGCUGACUUUGGUCUAUCAAACGUCUUUGAUGAGAAGCAUCGAUUGGAUACAUUUUGUGGCUCGCCGUUGUAUGCCUCGCCAGAGAUCGUAAAGGGCAUCCCGUAUACUGGCCCUGAAGUUGAUUGUUGGUCAUUGGGAGUUUUACUGUACACAUUGGUUUAUGGUGCAAUGCCCUUCGAUGGCUCCAACUUCAAACGUCUGGUAAAACAGAUCACACAAGGAGAUUAUUAUGAGCCAAAGAAACCUUCAAGCGCAUCCGACCUCAUCAGAAGCAUGCUCACAGUCUCAGCCAGCAAACGAGCAAGCAUAGAGGACAUCUGCAGCCACUGGUGGGUUAACGAAGGCUACCUCGAGUCGUGCCUUGAUGUUGCUGAAGCCCUUGCUAACCAGACCCCUGUGCGCCUGGACUUGCUGCUGUCCCUGGCCCCCAAGCACAUCAACUCAGAACACAUGCUGAUCCAACCCGAGGAAGAAGACAGUGCCAGAUCCCCGCCUACCUCAGAAGCAACGCGUCCACCUCCCCAGCUUCAGUUACCUCCUCCUCCUCCACCUGACCCAACUCCUGUAGCAGCAACCCGCUCAGCUUCUCUCGGUGCUGUUACCUCCAUAAAUCGCAAUGAGAUUGAAGCUCUGUUGGCAAAGAAAAUACAGGAGAAGAAAGAAGAAGAGAGAAAGAGGAAAGCUGACGAAUCUGGUACUAUAGACAAGAAAAAGAAAAGAGAAUCAGGUGUUGAAGGGACUCCUAAAUCUAGUCGCAAAGAGCGGAAAACAGAUGUCAAUUCACAUGAAGGGGGAAGUGGUCGCAAACCUCCGGCUGGGCCGGAUGGUGACACAAGUGAGCGGAAAAAGAGUGUUAAGAAGCGAGACCCGGCUAUAGAGGGUGACACGUCUGAAAAAAGUGAACGUUCAGAGCGUAAGAAAAGUGUUAAGAAGCGUGAACCUAUUGUUGAUGGUGAUGCUAGUGAUUUAAGUGAGAAGUCUGAAAGAAGAAAGAGUGUGAAGAAGCGGGAAACUUCGGCUGAAAAAGAUACUAGUGAGAGUGACAGGUUAGAAAGAAAGAAGAGUGUUAAAAAAAGAGAACCAUCAGUAACUAGAGAAUCCAGUGAUGAUAAAUCAGAAAAAAGAAAAACUGUGAAAAAGAAAGAGCCUUUAAAAGAAAAGAGUUCUAGCAAGACAGGUAGUGAAAGUGUAACAGAACCCUCAGCUGUGAUAAAUGGGGAGAAGCAUGAAGCGGGUAAAUCAAAGGACACACAGAUAGAGUCUCUAGAGGACCAAUCAUCGAGUCUGAGUUUAAAGCCACCACUGCCUAAGGACCAAGUAACAGAGAAGGGGAAGCCCUCUGCCAAAGAUGUAGCAUUGCCGAAAAGUAGCAGUAGAGGUGAAAAGGAGGACAUGGUUACAGAGCAACCAGAACCCAUGGAAGUAGAGUCAGCUACUCCUACACUGUCUGUGAGUGCCCCAGGCCCCACAAAGACAUCAGGGAGUGCAAAGUCAAUUGGAUCUGUCGCCUCAAAUGAGGGCACCCUGAAGGCAUCAGACUCCUCAUUAUCUAGAGAAUCUGUUAGUCCAAUGAAGUGUGAUGCAGCGUUGGCUCCCAUACCUCAGGAAACACCUAAGAAAUCGAAAUCUCCAUCUCCAAGCCAGACUCCAAAGGUGAGGAAGGUGAAGUCAAAGUCCAUAGUCAAAACAUCGUCUAAAAAUUCAGUCGAAGGCCAGCCAUCGGAAACAAUGGCUGUCAAUGGUGAAAGUAUUAGGGUUGCCCCAUCUCCUAUUCCCAAAGUAGAUGAGACUGAAAAAGUUUUGCAAGAAACGGCUGAUAAGAUUAAGCUUUCUGAGGAAUCACACAUUCCUAUAAUAGUGAAGACAGGGGAUGGGGAAACUCAGGUCAUAGAGACGGGAAAUGAUGUCGCCACAACCAAGGAAGGUGAGUCGGUCAGUGAGCCUCGGCGGAAGGAAAGUGAAUCAGCUACAGAGUCGGUUUCAAGUAAAGAUGCUAGCCAAUGCUCAUCCAUGUUGUCAACCCCGGCUCGGAGUCGAGCUGGUUCUGAGUCAUCCACGGAGGCUCGACCAUCCCGUACAGACCCUGCCAAACGUCAGUCCAAAAUAUUUAAGGCGGCUGCUAUGUGGGAGAACCAGGGAACGCAGCCUCCGCCACCUCUCGAGAAACCAAAGAAAGCAGUACGAGCUGGUGGGAAAGUUAUGACUGACCUUGCCAAGAAGUUUGAGGAAAAACCAACCAUUGACCGGAAGAGUAAAGUGGUACCAUUAUUUAAGGUGUCUGAUGCAAGGAAAGCCUUUGAGCAAAAGCCAGCAGAUAAGCCAAGUGUCAUCCUGAGGAAAAAGCCUGUAACAGAAUCUUUGCCGUCAUCACCAACAAACAAAGACACUCCUACAUUGGCCACAACGCAGUCUGGACCAAUUGUAUCAGAAGAGGGAGUCAAAGGUCUGAAGCCUUCCACAGAGAGUACAACAGCAGUGGAUCUGAAGAAAGAGAAAACUCCGGUCAAGGAAACAACCUCCAAAGCAGACACAGAAAAGGAGAAAUCACCCAGGGUGGUUGCUAAAGAGCUGCUAAACUAAAGAAAAUUGCA
Penaeus vannamei (Pacific white shrimp) is the source of this 3726-nucleotide messenger RNA. Its product is annotated as Nuak family kinase 1. Gene Ontology annotation, biological process: protein phosphorylation; mitotic spindle organization; regulation of cytokinesis. Gene Ontology annotation, cellular component: spindle microtubule; spindle midzone; spindle pole centrosome. Gene Ontology annotation, molecular function: protein serine/threonine kinase activity; ATP binding. The record is from RefSeq and is a predicted model, not a curated record. NCBI's taxonomy places the organism in Eukaryota, Metazoa, Arthropoda, Malacostraca, Decapoda, Penaeidae.